Stylonychia lemnae is the source of this 735-nucleotide messenger RNA. Lineage: Eukaryota; Ciliophora; Spirotrichea; Sporadotrichida; Oxytrichidae. The record is from the annotation of a GenBank genome assembly.
AUGAAGAAUCAACUACUCGCUGCCACUUUACUUGUUGCUGCUACAACUGCAAUCCAAGUCAGUCAAGUGCUCUAGAAGCAAAGAGCAGAAACAUAAGCACAGUGGAGACAAGAAGCAACAAACAAAUUCUCCUGGAAUGCCACUCAAGAAUUGAAGUGGUCUGUGGUCAAUUCGUUCAUUGAUGUUUAGACAUCUCCUGAUGGUGAUGUUUAUGCCAUCUAGAGCAUUAAAGGAGAUAUGAAAGAUAUCGUUUGUGGACUUGUUGACUUUGAGGUCACUGUAAACAAGGAAAUCAUCGGACUUAGUGAUGGUUCUCUUCCCGAAGAUACACUAUCAGGUAAUUAUCGUGAGAAAAUGACCACCACCACUCUAUAAUAAUACAAAUAUAAGGCUCUUAGAGGAUAGAAGGGCAUUACAUUACUUAAGGAUGAGCCCAUUUUAAUUAAUAGCAAUGGAGAGGUUGAUACAAGAUUUGGAGGUGAAAAAUUAAUUUCUAUCAGUGCUGGUAUCGACGGAUCCCUUUGGGCCUUACUCGAUGAAGGUCAGCCAAGUGGAGCAGAUUACACUCUAGUUAAAUGGUAGACAGUUGCUCAAAAAUGGUACAAGGUCGAGGGUGCUACUGGAAUCAACCUCUCAGCCUACAAUGAAAUCUCAGUUGCUCUUGUGAACAAAGCGGGUCUCCUGAGUCUCUCAUCUCAAGCUAAUCAACAGAAACCAGUUAGUUACACUGGAUGA